AGUGCUCAUUUAAUAUGUUAAAAAUUUAGUGUUAUCAAUACCUACUCAAUGAGAUAUAACAUGAUCUUUAAGAAUUAGUUUUUCUGUAUCAGCCAACUAUUAGAUUUAAUGAUGUAAAAUUAAUUUAUUGUAAUUAUUAUUCUGGAGUAUAACUAAUGGAGAAGGAAGAACGUAAAGAAGUAUAUGAUACUCCAGUAACCGACGAAAAUGGAUCUCCUAUCAGCAUUGUUUGGAAACCUGAUCUUUAUAAGCUCCAACAAGAAUCCCCUAAACCUCAACCAGUAUUUGCACCUAGCGCUGUGUCUGGAUGUCCAUUUUUCUAUGGUCUUGAAUAUCACGGAGCAAUGAAUCACAAAGAAGCAAAUUCGUUAUUAACAGAUGAUGGUAACUAUCUUAUACGACUAAGCACCAGUUCAGACGAUAAGAUGUAUACACUAUCAUUAAAAAUAUUUGGAAAAGUCCAUCAUUAUAAAUUAUUUUAUGAUGGACAACAUUAUGUGUCACAAAAACGUUUUAAUACAAUUAAUGAUCUUGUUGCAGAUGGUUUGGUGACAUUGUACAUGGAAUCUAAAGCUGGAAAAUACAUUUAUUUAAUGCAUAGUUUAAUAAGUUAUGAAAAAAGUCCAUAUAUGACACUAAAUAAACUCAAACGUAAAACAAUCAAAAAACUAAAACCAAGACAGUUAAAUAAUGAAGAAGUAGUGGAUUAUGACAAGCCUCACAAUUUUAAAACACAUAACUUUAAAGGACUUAAUUGGUGUGAGUUGUGUGGUAAUUUUUUAUGGGGUUUUACUCAGCAAGGAGUGAAAUGUGAAGAUUGUGGUUUCAGUGCACAUUUUAAGUGUUCUGAAAAGUUGCCACCAGAUUGUUGUCCAGAUUUAAAAUUGUUUCGAGGUGUUUUCGGCAUUGAUUUAACUACUCAUGUUAAGGCUUAUAAAACGAAUAGACCAUUUGUUGUAGACAAAUGUGUUGAAGAAAUUGAAAGGCGUGGCAUGUCUGUUGAAGGAAUAUACAGAGUAUCUGGUUUUCAAGAAGAAAUGGAUAGUUUGAGAUUAGCCUUAGAUAAAGAUGGUAAAGGAACAAUAAUGGAUGACCAAGCUUAUGAAAAUAUACAUGUAGUAGCUAGUAUUUUAAAAAUGUACCUCAGAUUGCUUCCAAUACCACUAAUCACAUAUGAUGUUCAUCCUUUAGUUAUACAAGCUUUAGAAAUUCAAAUGUCCUGGGAAAGAUUAGCUGAAGUAAGAGCUGCUCUGAAAAAACUGCCUCCAGCACACUAUAAUACUUUAAGCUAUUUAAUGGCUCAUUUGCACAGGGUGACUUUACGAUUAGAUGAAAAUAAAAUGACGGCUCAAAAUCUAAGUACAGUUUUUGCUCCAACUCUUAUGCCAAUGCCUGAUUUAAUUGAUUUCAAAGGUACCAUACCAGACAUGAAUCGCGAUAUAAGCGCAUUACAUAUGAUUAUUGAAAACCAAAAUGCAAUAUUUAACUAACAUUUUGCAAUAGUUUAUUGGAAAAUUAUUUUGAAAACAAAUGUAAUAAUCUUUUUUGUUUUACUUGAUUCAGUAUUAU
Melanaphis sacchari is the source of this 1569-nucleotide messenger RNA. RefSeq names its product beta-chimaerin (gene RhoGAP5A). Lineage: Eukaryota; Metazoa; Arthropoda; Insecta; Hemiptera; Aphididae. Gene Ontology annotation, molecular function: GTPase activator activity. The coding region runs from base 156 to 1490 and encodes 444 amino acids. Gene Ontology annotation, biological process: signal transduction; regulation of GTPase activity. The transcript has 10 exons. The record is from RefSeq and is a predicted model, not a curated record.